UUAGUCGAGAAAAUGCAGCGUCUACCACAAGGCAGAAAGAGAGCAAAAUUUGAAUGGCUGCUUUCUCAUCUUCUCUCCCACCGCAAUCAAUAUCAUUCAAAUCAUUCAACACCAAAGCCUUCUUCACCACUUAUUCCCCACCAUUUUCCAGUCCAAAUAUCAUCUCCCAUAACUCACAGAAGCUCAUCGAAUCCUCAGUAACCAAGUCCUACCGCAUCACCACCCGCGGCCAAAUCACUGACGACGACGACGAUGAAAUCUGUAACUUCGACGAAGCAGUUUCGCUCUUCAACAAAAGGGAUUACUACAAAUGCCACGACGUUCUCGAAAACCUGUGGAACAACUCCCAAGAGCCCACGCGCACUCUCCUCCACGCCAUUCUUCAGUGCGCCGUCGGCUUCCAUCACCUCUUCAACCAUAAUCACAAGGGAGCGAUGAUGGAGCUCGGAGAAGGAGUUUGCAAGUUGAGAAAAAUGAACUUCCAAAAUGGGCCUUUUUAUCAGUUUGAGAAAGAAAUAUCCGCAGUUUUGGAAUUCAUUUACCAAACGCAGAUUGAACAAGCUGCGUGCACAGAAGAAGUGUGUGUUGCAAUGGAUCAAUCUGAGAGGUCUUAUCAGCUCCUUGGGGGUUAUGCUGCCGGAGUGCAUCUGUACCACCUGGAAAUCGACCGGAGCUGGAAUGCGUACAUCGUUUUCAGCCCAGAAAAGUAUCGCCAGAGAGCUGCUGCGCCGCCCACUAUAAAGAUACCGCGGCUUGAGGCUUCUGAAGACCAUAUCAUGGAAUUGGACCUAACAUAUUAGGUUAUAUGUAACCUCCUUUUCCAAGUUGAUUGAUUACAAUAUAAAAACAGCGGUCAAUUUGAA
Molecule: messenger RNA, 863 nt
Organism: Salvia hispanica
Lineage: Eukaryota; Viridiplantae; Streptophyta; Magnoliopsida; Lamiales; Lamiaceae
Product: DUF309 domain protein
Source: RefSeq, a predicted model, not a curated record